AUGUUCAAAGCCCUUCUGGGCGGGGGCCGCUCAUCCUCCGAUGUCCGCAGCUCCUCAAGCUCCAAAAGUAGUAGUAGCCGGCGCAGAACCGACUCGAAGUCUUCUACAGUGAGCCGCAAGUCCUCACGGGGUGACGACCGUGACCGUGGCUUGGGUGACCUGUCAAACUACCGAUCCUCGAGCAGUCGGACCAAGCGUUAUGCGCCGAGCCUGGCGGGUGAGUCGGUAGCUUCGAGCUACGCGACGGCAGACCAGGGCACUCCCGUCGAGCCUGAUCGCUUCGUGACGGAACGCGCGCCCAGACGUCAGGACUCUGACGACACCAUCCGUCGCGAUCGAUACCGAGACAUUGGCGAUGAAGAGGGGAAGAGCUCCCGCCGGCGCGAGCGAGUACGAUCGCCGAGCCGGGAGCGUGAGCGGACCAGGACAGAUCGCGUCGGCGAGGCCAUCGCUCGCGACCGUGAUGGUGAGCGGCCUGAACGGCGACGUACUCAGUCGGGCGAUAUGUACUCCUCACCAGUGCCUAUGGGCAUACCUGCCUCUGGGCCUGAGGGUAGCUUUGCCAUUGCGGGUUCUCAUACAUACCCUCCAGGUGCUGAUGCAACGCCAACCACCUCAAUGCCCAGCCCACCACAUGCGACCGCGUUUUACGAUCCUCAUGUACCCCAACAGUUUCCCGGCCAAUUCCCUACAUAUGUUGCUGAACCUUACCGACCGCCGCAUCCUGCAGGUGAAGCAGCCGAAUACUAUGGUGACCAGGGACAGUCUGUUCAAGACCAGCCAGGCGUCCGGCCUAAACCUCCAUUGGUGACCCCCAGCGACCAAGCGCAUUUGAUGUCAGCUUCUCCGGUAGCAAACCCGCCACCCGAACCUAGUAGCAUGGGGCAGGUCGGCGCCGCAGCAGCCUACUACACGGACGAUGCUGAUUUGGGGAUCGAACAAAUUGAACAGCCAUCUUCUACCUCUGCUCCCAAGCCGCCAAAGCCAGCGAAACCGUCGAAACCAUCCGUACAGACGAGUGGGAUAUCUGGACUACCCACUGGGGUAGCAACAAUGGCGCCGGCGGCAGCAGCCACGGAGCUUUCAGAGCACACCACCUCAGAGUCCCCUUCAACUUAUGUGCCGCCCAGCGUAUCGAAUCCCCAGGAACCUUCUCAAUCUCAGGGAGUGGAUGCCGCAGUCGGCGCUGCAGCAGCAGGUGCAGCAGCAGGUUAUAUGAUGAGUCACCACCAUCAGUCCUCCGUUAGCGUGGACCAUUCUUCUCAAUACACCGUGCAAAACUACGAAGAGGUCUCCCAGAACAGUCCAGCUUACCCGGAUCCCCCGAUGUACCCACCUCAGCAAAAUCCGACAUCUUUUGCAGCAGGACCUGCGGCGGCAGCAGCAGCAGCGGCAGGGUACGCGGCGAGUCCUCUACACCCUCAUCAUGCUGCCGUUUACCAUGGUGCUCCUUUCCAGUCGGGAGGCUUGGCUUUCCAGCAACGCCGACGCGGUCCCUUGGAUAAAUUUAUUGAUUUUUGGCGGGAUACAGAGGGGGUCGGCAUGUUCGAGGACUACACAGAAACCAUCGGGAUUUGCCAACACUGCUUUGACCCCAGUUCGACAUCGCGCGACGCACCUCGCAGGCACAACCAUAAACCCCGACGCCGCUCUGCUGAUCGGCACAGUAAUGGCUCGCGCGUUGACAAGGCGAGCCGUUACACGUCGUCGGAGGACGAGGGAAGGCGUCGCAAAAGAUCGCCAAGUAACUCAUGGCUGCCUGGGUUACUUGGUGGAAUUGCGGUUAAAUCUAUAUUCAGUAACAAGGAUUUUGAUGAGACUUACAGUAUCCGAUCAGGUCGGGUGGCAAGCUCUCGGCAUUCCCUGCAUGAAAGUGAGGGCGCAUCCACAUCUGGUCGACGAAGCCAAACCUCGCGUGGCGUAUACAGACGAUCCUAUCAAAGCCAUUCUCGGGAACGUACCGACCACAGCUCUUACCAUUCGGACUCGAAGCUGAGUAGGUAUGAGGAAUCCCGCGUACGCUCCCGCUCACGCUCCCGGUCAUCAUCCAGAGCCCGUCGGCAUGCUGCGCUCAGGGAUGCGGCUCUGGGCGCUGCAGUAGGAACAGCGGUCAUGUCAGAAUAUGAAUCCCGUCACCGAAGCAGAAGCCGCAGCCCAUCCCCUAGAAAGACCAGGGGUAGAAAGACGUCUUCCUCUGAUAAUUCCUUUGUCGACAUCUCAAGACCGGCUCGAAAGUCUGUUGGUGGUGGCUUUAGUUCGUUUUUUACCGCGUCAUCGGAAAAUCGCCGGAAGCGACGGACUAAAAGGCGCAGGAGCAUCUUUUCGUUCCACAAUUCUUCGUCAUCAUCGCUCGAUGCGGAUUUGGCGUUUGGGACUGGAUACGCGAAACGCCAGCCAGGUAAGUCUAAUAGGCGAAGCAAAAAGAAGGCCGAUGAAGAUGUGGAUGCUGCGUUACUGGGACUAGGCGCAACCGCAACAGCAUUGGUGGCCUCGUCCGAGCGGAGUCGUCGGCGAACCGGGGAGAUCCUUGCCGGCAAGGAAUCGCGGUCCGCUCGGUCAGAUUACGAGUCAUCGGCUGCCAACGACGAGGGCUGGGAAGACCUAGACUCUGGAGACCAGUCCUCAUCGAGCGUCAGCUCGGGUCUUGCGUUUGGGGGUAGUGGACUUUUCCCCAGCACUGAUUCACAUUCGUCCGAUUCUGGAACGUCGAGGUGGACUUGGGGAUGGGGAAGUAAGAAGACCAAGAAGAAGAAGAGAAGGUCUCGCUCAUCGGAUAAGCGCUUCCCCGCGGAGGCUACAGUCGCAGCUGGUCUCGGUACAGCCGCCUUAGCUUCGGCGUACAACCGGAGUACAAAGGCGUCUAGCCAGGAUGCCACAAGCGAGUCGGGAAGUCUUCAACAUGUGGCCCCAGUGCCCACCAGUGACCCUUCGCGUUUCGACGCCAUCAAUGUCUCAUCUCUGCCCCCUGCUCAGCCGACACUCGUCCGGCCAGGACCUAUUCCCCUCCAGCAACCUCAACCGGUGACACGGGUCUCACAGUCGGUGUACACUACUCAAGGAGAAUCCAUCCAAGCUUACAGUGCACCGGACGAGCCACCUACCCCCGGAAGCGCUUUCAUGCCCUAUGAAACUCAGUUGCCACAUAUGAGAAGCGACCGGUGGAACCAGAGGUCUGAGGACUACGUUGAGCGAAGCGACAUUUCUUCAAGAAUCAACCGUUCACACCGACGUAGUGACUCCUCUCCCGUCCUUCACACCGAGCCCCUUGAGAGCAUGUCAACAUCAAGCAUCAGACGUCGCUCAACGUUGAAAGAUCAAGCUUCAGUCCAGUUCGACUUGACAGAGGAGCAGGUUGACAAGGAGCGACGUACCAGUCGCCGGGAAAGCUUGAGACGAGAUGGUGAGCGCAGAGAAGGAGUGCAACUUGUAGAUAGAGAGCAGGAGAUGGCACUUCGGGACGCUGAGCGCCAAGCAAGUCGCCAGAGAGAACGCGAAUACGAGAAGUCAAGGACCGAGGAAGAAUAUUCUCGGAGAGAAAGAGAUUCCUCAUCCUGGAUUGGUGCUGCAGCAGCAGCAGGUGCUGUGGGUGUUGCUGCUGCUGCUGCUGCUGCUACCGGGCUGUCCGGGAAAUCCUCAAAUGAUGAUUUCUCGGAGACCGCCAGUCAACGGCGACACGAGGUGCGCCGAGAAAAGCGCCGAGCGGAGAGGCGUCGUGUUUCCGAGUCCGAGUCUAUUUCAUCAAGCCUUCCGAUGUCUGAAGCUGGGAAAACAAUGACCGAGGAGCGCUCGCAGAUGAGCCGCCAGCCAGAGGUUGUAAGGCCCCCGCCAUCUCGUCAGCCUCGUAAAAAGCCCGCUAAGCCCGUUUACGAGGACUAUGCGCAGUUCUUCGCGCCCGAAGAAUUGCGUUACAGCCCUGAUACUUACGCACGCCGAGAGCCUGCUUCGAUGCCAACGAUCGUUGAAGUAGAGCCUGCGAAUGAAGCUUCAGUUGUGACGGAAGAACCGCACCCGGACUUCAGUGGCUUGCCAUGGCCUGUGCCUGGAUUGACCCUUACUGAGCCCACCCCCCCACAAAGUUUGAUUGGCUCCGCCAGGGCGUCGCCGAUCGUUUUGAUACCAGAGCGGCCCAAAGAAGAUAGCAGGUUUGAACGACAAACGACCGGCUCACGCGUGUCCUGGGGCAAGCAUGAGAUGCAUGAAUAUGAAGUACUAUCGACAUCUUCUGAACUUGAAUCAGUGGACCAAGAUACUAGAGACCCUGAGCACAGAGAGCUUGAGCGUCCUACCGCAGGGAAUGUCCAAGAGUACCCGACUAGCUCCUCUACUGACCCCUCGCCUAAGGUCAUACCAAGCAUUGUGGGAGCAGAUAUCGAGUUCGCGGCUGCACUUGCAGCUGCAACUGCAGCUGCAGGCUUUGACCCCUCGCUUGUGACAGAUAACCCCACCUUCCAUACAAGGAGCUCCCCUUCCAUGCCGGAGCCUAAGGUGAAGUUUGUCCCGCCUUGGGAUGAAAUGUCUGUAUCGCGCACGGUGCCUCAUGGAUUUGUUGAAGGCGAAGUUGAAACGCCGGGUGAUGAAAAGGCACCGGUGGGGCCGGAUCACCUCAUUGAGGAUAGUCCCCUCUUUGCUGAGCCUGAGCCUCUGUCUGGUGGCGAGAUCAUAGCACCAGCCCAACAGUCAAUUGCGCAAGAGGUUAUCGAGCAUCUUAGUCGCAGGAACGAGCGCGAUACCAGCGACAGCUUUGACAGCCAGCGAGGCUUGGAGUCCGUCAACAAAGGUCAAGAUAUCGAAUUCCCCGAGGAAGUCCUUUCUAUGCCCGGUGGCUUUGAGCCCGAACAGCCAUCCGAAAAACCAAAGGAGCUGGGUGAUCCGUCCACAAUGCAAGGGGAUGAUUCUUCCUCGAUCGUACCAGCACCCGAAGCGAGAACUGAUACGGCUUCAAAAACGCAAGACAAGUCAGACCAGAGCAGUAGUGACCUCGAAACAAAUGACGACAUCAAUCCAUCCGCAGUCGGCGGCGAAGCAGUUGAAGGAAAGAAGAAGCGACGGAAGAGGCGCUCCAAGCGUAAAAGUGAUCACUCCGAAGACGCGGUUUCCACCACCUCUUCGCCCCCCGCAUUUGGAGAGACCAGUGACAAACGCAGAAGCACGGAUGAGAAGGUGAAGGAGAUGAAACCCGGCGGUUUCUUGAGCAAUCUUUUUGGGUCAAGAAUUUCUGAACCAGUGGAAAGCAAAAGGGCAUCCUCUGCUGAUAGGCGCUCUUCCCGUGAAGUUCAAUCGGAGACUGACUCUCGACGGAGGGAGAAGUCUUCCAGGCGUCGGAGCUCCAGCCGAGGAGACGCACUGGAUGACGAGAACAGCGCAGUUGAGGACAAGGAGAACAUUAACGUUGAGCAUUACAAGUCUAGCCGGCAACGAAGGGAAGAAAGACGGCGACAAAGAUACGAGGACAUGAUGGAGAGUGGUAAAUCGUCGGAGUUUGAGAAGGAACGGGAGCAAUUGCCGGACGACGAGCAACGGUCUUUUUUAGUGGAGGGCCCCGAAAUGCCAGGCAAGGUAGACGAGGAGGGUGAUGAACAGGGUGCUUCGGGGCGGCUGGAGUCUGAGAUUACAGGGCUGGGACUCGUCGAUGUGCUGGAUUCCCGGCCAAGGAGCCGCUCUGCAUCGCUUCCGGCGGCAGAGAGAGCCGUCGAUCCGGGCCCGACGUCUCGCAGUAGACCAACCUCCCCGGAGAUGGCCCGGUAUCAGGAAGAGGACCCAGGCCUGCCAUCCCGGCGGUCGUCGGUGUUCCGGGCCACCGAGUCCCCUACAGCCGUGCCUCUGCACUUCCGCCGGCCACCAACUUCCCCCCGAGUGAACCGGUCCCCUUCCCUCUCUUCAGCCGCGGCCCCUUCCCCCGGCUCUCCAACCCAGGGCCGCCGCCGCCCUGCCUCCACCGAGUUCAAGAAUUCCCGCGAGAUCAGGCCCUUGUGGCUGGUGGAGCGUUUCGGUACUGGCAAGGUGGAUCCCCAGCCCGAUGAGCCCUUGCCUUCCCUGCCAUCGAGCAAGACCUCCUCGGCGAACGCGUCUUUGGAAGACCUCAGGGCUCUGCCCGAUGCCAUGAGGUGGGAAAUGGUUGACCUAAGCCAUCACGUUCAGGGACCAUCUCAGCCUAGUGAUACGGAGAUGUCCCUUACACAGAAUCAGUUAGGGGACGAGUCUCCCAAUGAUGUUCUCGGUUCUGAACAAGGCACCCCCACUGCUGCUACCUUCGGCCAGACCUAUCACCACCCCCCUACCCGGAAAGAGAAAUUAAAUUAUGAGUUCCAUUCGCCCUCCGAGCUUUUGCAAGACCCGCCCAGCUAUCCGGAAUUGCCACCAUCUCCAACGAUGGCCACUCUUCCCUCGGCCGAGGGCUCUGCGGUCGGAGUGAAAGACGAUGCUGAUAGGGAGCGUGUGGUGGAAGCUAUGCCGUCGCUUCCUGAAAUGCGGCCAUCUACACCAGAAGACAAGCCGCCCCAUGCCGAUGAUACUACAGAUACUACGCCAACACAGGCAAAGACAGAUUCCGCAAUGCACGCAUUCAAGUCUGGUAUGGACUCUAGCUUUGUUGAGGUUGCGGAUGCUGUACGUGCAGAUGACAGCGUCCGACUCGACACCCUGGACUCCGAAAAAGGAGCACCCGCAGACAAGGAACAAGGUCUCGAAGACGGCAAGGAUACUGCCCGGACCACUGUGAAUGCAAACAUCCUAGGUGUUGAGGACGAUGCCCCGGACUCGUUAACCUCCGAGAAAGAUCGGUCGGCUUCUCCAAUUCAAGAUAAUGCACCCACGGGGCUUGCAGCUAUUGUCGGAGCUGUUGUGACAGCCGCAGUCGGGUCUGCAACAACAAAGAUAGACGCCUCUGAGGAACUGCAUACCGCUUCGAUCGAUCUGCCCAAGGAUGAUUCUGUUCUCGCCGUGGAUCUGGCGAAGAAGCCGGAAAACUUGCAUUCCGAAAUGCAACCCGACGAACAAGGGUCUUCAGCGUUCACUGAUGAAAGGAAAUCUGAAGAUGUUCCCGAUAAUGCUGUUCCCGAUCCAGUGGUGUAUGAGCUUGAUCAAGGAAAGACAGAUGUCGAGAUGCCUUCCAUCGCAGAGAACGCGGAAGAGGCAUCUGGCGAGUCUCAGGAGCAGUGGCCAGAACAAAGCAGUCCUCAGGUGGUGUCCAAUGCCAGUGACUCGGUAACCGAACAAGCUAGCAAAUCCCUGGACGAAAUCGUUGAAACGCCAGCAGAACCAGACAUUGAGUCAAAGGAGCAACAGAAGCCGGAAAUCUUUAAUGAUGUUGUUACACGGAGCUCAGAGACGGUAGUAUCAGACGAGAUAAGGAGUGCUGACCAAGAAACCGCAACGCAAUCCGAAGAACCGCAAGUUGAUGAAUCGACGCAAGUCUUGUCUGAAGAUGUCACAUGUGGGGCUGGACAGGAGGGGUUGGGGGCAGUUAUGGAAACCAUUACUAUGGACACUACUGGGCCUAACUCAGAUGACACUAAGAAGGCUGCCGAACGAUUUAUUGAGACAGUUUCCGAAGAACUAGGCACUAGUGUGACAGAAGAGACACCGGUCGAAGACACCUCUGGCGGAAUCAAAGAAUCGGAGGCAGAAAAGGCCAUCGCGGAGACAGUGCCUACACCGGAAGUGCCAAUGAAUAAGUCUACAGAAUCAAUUGAGGCCCAGAUUGCAUCAGCGUUGUUCGAGAAAAUGCCCGAAGCUGAGCAACAGGAGCCGGUGUCAAUCAAGACAGAAGAUGCUCCCAGCAGCACGGAGCCCAAAGUCGAAACCACAGCUGGUGUUGUUCACGAUCCUGCGACCGGACAGCCUGAUGAACCUAGUGUCGACGCAACUACACCAUCAGCAUCGUCUAAGAAAAAGAAAAAUAAGAAGAAGAAGAAGGGCAAGAGCGUUGACCUAGGCACUGACGAGGCUACAUCACCACCUAAGGAACCCACGGCAUGUCCUGAAGAUCAAAUGGUAGAAACCGCUCCUGAACCUGCAGAGAUUGAGCGGGUUGCAGAAUUAACAACUCGUGAGCCAGAACCACCUCAAGUGUCAAAACUGGCUGAGCCAAUUCCUUCAACCGAAGAGCUUACUGCCGAAAUUGCCAUUGGACCUACAGAAGCCGAGAAGUUGGAAGAUUCUCCAGUACGGAAGGAGAUAGCUGACGCUACUGAAGAGGCCAGUACAGAAACCGCCCCUGGAUCUGUGGAAGCUGAGAAGGUAGCAGACUCUGAGCCUCAGUUGUCAGCGCUGGCUGAACAAACUACCUUGACCGAAGAGCCCAUUACGGAAUCCGAGAAGCCAAUCGAGUUCGAACUUCAGGGAGCAUCGCCUCUAGAACAAGCCUCAGACCCUCGUGAGACUGCUAUCGAGACUGAGAAGCGAACCGAGCCGGAAAUUCAAGCGGCACAACUGGCUGAACAAGUCCCAGUGCCGGAAGAGCUUCUUGCAGAAACAGAACAAUUGCGACAUUCUGCAGACCCGGACACAUCGGCAACCGAACAGCCUACAGAAGCCAAACAAUCAAAGGAAUCUAUAUAUCAAGAAACGCCUGCAAUGGAACAGCCUACAAUCCUAGAAGAGGAACCGGUGCCGGAGGAGUCCAAGACGCAAGAAAACCUUCAGGCCCCUGAACCACAGCAAAACGCACCGGCGUCUGAAGCCGCACCUGCUGUUGACGUCUUAGAGACACCUUUAGAUGCAACAUCCUCUUCCAAGAAAGCCAAGAAAAAGAAGAAGAAGAAGAGCAAGAGUGCCGCUCCAGACUUAGGCAUCGAAGGACCCUCUGAAACUGAGACUGCUAAGUCGUCUGAAGAACCUGCGGUUACGGAAGAUCCGACCGAGAUUACGGAAGCUUCUGGGGAUCUCGAAGCAGCCAAACUGGCUGAGGAGACUAGCAUUGAGAAAAGGGCAGACAAGCGUGAAGAGUCCAAUGAUGUUGAGAUUAGGGUACCCCUUGACGAAGCUGCUACGGCAGAGGAGGCCAAGCCAAGCGAAGAGCCCGUUGAAACAACAAUGGAGAAUCCUACGGCUAUAGAGGAGGAGUUCAAGCCCUCUGAGGAAGAGGUUGACCUCGAGAAUGCCGAUUCGGCCCAGGCUACUACUCUAGAGCAUCCGGACGAACCUGUAGUGGUUCGUGUGCCAGAAAUGUCGCUGGCUAAUAAUACCACCAGCCAUGUUACAGAAGCUGCAGAAGAAACCAAGGAUUUACAAUCGCCCGAGGAGAUUACAGCUAGUAGCACGGAAGUCGAAUCCACUCAAACAGAGAUCCAGGGCGCCAUUGAAAAUGUCGCAGAGCCGAACGAGCCUGACGCUUUAUUUCCAGAGCGCGAGGCCGAAGAAACAUCUCCGAGUGCUGAUGUGGAAAACGGAACGUCAGGAGAAUGUCCACAGGAAGUUUCCGCUGGCAACGAAGCCGUUCAAUCUAAGCCGAUUGAACUCGAGAGAGCACCAGAGCAGCUGCGCCAAGACGAAGGCAAGGAAACAGAUAUUCAGGCGGUGGAACAGCACAUGGCUAAGGAUACGGUAGAACAAGACGUCGCAGCUGCCCAAGGCGAGUCUCCGAAGGACAACAUAGUACUCGCGGACUUAUCUGUUUCAACUGACCCAGCGCAACCGGCACCUGAGCCUACUGUAACCGGAGAGGAUUCUCGGUCGGCCCCUGUAGAACCAGAGGCUUCCUUGUCACGCAAGAGCAGCAAAAAGAAGAAGAAGAACAGGCGCAAGGGCACCGCCGAGGCCUCUCCAGGAACAGAACAAGCGGAUAUUCCGCAGCCAACUUCGGCUGAAGUCGAGGUAGUCGUCGAGGCUCAAGCUGCGCCUGAAAUUGAAGCUGUGCCGGAAAAUGAAGCUAUGCCAGAAACCGAAGCUGCAUUGGAGACUGAAGCUGUACCAGAAACCGAAGCUAAAGUUGUGCCGGAGACUGAAGCUGUACCUGAGACUGGAGCUGAACCAGCCACAGCUCGUGACGAAGCGCUAGAGCUAAAGCUGUCAGAGGAGGCUUGUGACAAGAACAACGAAGAGCCAAGCCAUGGGCCUGAAGCAGAGGGAACACUGCUAGUUGGGGGCUCAGCAGAGGACACUCAAACAGGCGACUUGGUUGAAGACGUCCGGGAAGACAAGCCAGAAGAGACUGUGGGAAAUCAAUCGAAGAAGAAGAGCAAGAAGAAUAAGAAGAAUCGUAAAUCUUCUGCCCUGACCGACCCUCAGCCUGAACAGCCCGAGGCCACUCAAGAAGAGUCCGCCGAGUCCCCGCUCCUCCAAACAAGCGGUGAAGUGUCAUCCGCCGCCCAGGGCGAGCUCGAGGAGCCCCAACCGGAGGAGGUCGCCGAGGAAUCUCUAGCGGAGCCCCUCGCGGAUGCCACCGUUACUACUACUAUAGAUAGUACUAGUCCUGACUCAAGCCUGCCGGUGGAGAAGCUCGAGGCCAAUGACGACGCACCACAUGUGCCUGAUCAAUCAGCGGUCGAGCCGGCGCCUGGACCCGACCCUGAAUCAGAAGCGGGAAGCUCUACACCGACUGGCAAGAAGAACAAGAAAAACAAGCAGAAGAAGAGACAAAGCCAACCAGCGACGCCCGAUGAGAGCCUGGCACCGGUCGAGCCUGCUUUAGACAAUACCGAUCCUACAAUUGCAAUUGCGGAAGCUCCUCUCGCCGCUGCCGAAGAGUCCUCUGCCCCUGCCGAUCAGGACCAACAGCAGGAAGAGCCAAUCCAAGCCCCAGAAACUGUCAAUACAACUGGGGCUCUGGAAGAGCAAACAAUUGAAGCUCCUGUCCCCAUGACUGCGGCUCAGAGGAAGAAGGCAAAGAAGGAAAAGAAAAAACAACAGAAGCAGCACGCCGAGUCAACUGUCAGCACGCCGACUACUGAAUUUGUGGCGGUCUCCGAGGAUGAUCCAACAUCUGAGUCACCGUCCGAGGAGCCGAGUGCUCCUCUAGAGCCCGAGAUGGUUGAACUUGCUACAGACGACGAGCCAGGAAUAGCCAAAGAGCUCUCUAGAGAGCAACCCAGGGAUGCCGGUACUGAAGACACCGCUUCUGCGACCCCAAUUGCCCAGCCGCCAAGCGAUUUGCCUGAAGGUGCAACUGUAGACUCCACAGCAGUUGAGGAGGUGGCAACGGAGAACACAGAGUUUGUACACCCCGCAGGGGAGCAUAUCAGCGACCUGGCACUCACUGAGACUGAGCCACAGCCUUCAACUAAUAAGUUAUCCGAACCCGAUGUUGCUACAGCUCAGGACCAACAUUUUUAUGCCACUGAAGGAAGCUCUGCAGCUGAAGAGUUGGGUGCGGCGGAGGCGGACACUCUGGCAUCUGAAACCCAAGAUGUGGUGGGAACUACUCUUCCAAGCGACGAGCCCUCACAGGAAAUUGCUGGGUCAAUUGUUCCAGCAGAAGAGAUGCCUGAACUUUCGAGUGAUAAGCCUAGUCGUAAAAUUGAACAAGUUCGAGAAGAGCCUCGAAAAGAGGGAAUUGCUUCUGAAGGUGGCUCCCAGAGUGAGCGCGUGUCUGGAGUAGACACAGCAGCCAUUGGACUUGCCGAACCACAGAACAGCGUUGCUACUGGUAUGGAAACCACUCAGGAAGAAGUUCCAGCAGACAUGGCCAGCAAGGACAGAGGGGAUGAGGCUUCUAGUGCGGAUGUUGGCCCCAUUCAAGAAGACGUUCAAACUUCAUCAACUACGAAGUCGAAGAAGGAGGAGGAGAAGAAGAAGAAGAAGCGUCAAUCAAUUACUACCGAUGAGGUCCAGCCUGUUCCCGCACAAGAAGACGACAGCGUUGAACCGCUCCCUGAGGCAGAAUCAAAGCCAAUCGAUACUUCCGAGAAUGUGGACACCUCUGCUGUGGCCGAUGACAUUGGCAAAUUCGAUGACGCCCUUCUGGAGCUACCUGUAGGGGAAGUCAAGGAGCUUGAGAGUCAACCGACAGAAAUUGUUCAAGAAGCUCCGGCACCAACGUCCAAGAAGAAGGCGAAGAAAGAUAAGAAAAAGCGGAAGUCUGUCUCCUUCGCGGCUGAAGAAUCGACGUUACAACCAACCGAGCCCAGUGAUACUGCGGUGGACGCUAGCGAAACCCCCGAACAGGGAGAUGUGGGAAAGCCUGGAGAUAGUGCUCUCACUGAGCUGAAUCAAGACACCAUCGAUGCCGGACUUGCAGAGCUUCAGGAAACCACGCCAGCUUCCAUGGAGCCGCUCGAAAAACUGCCUGCUUUGUCCGAAGAGAGUCAAGCCAUAGUGACUUCUGCGGUCGGUCCUCAGGAUGAUACGCAACAGUCAAUUGAAUUUACAGCUGAAGACCAAGUCGACAAGUCAGAAGGUCAACUAGGCCCCCAUGAAGAACACCUGUCGUCAACAGAGGCCGACCCCACCCAAGAAGCCCCGAGCUCUGACUCAAAUGCAGAUGCUUCUAUUACUAUUAAGGACGCUGGGGAAAGCCACGAACUGGAACAGGAUGCAGGAGUUGCUGAGGCGGUUGAAACAUUACAGACCGAAGCUAGUCCAGACGCCGAUAUUGCGCAGUCUCCUAUCGCGGAAAAUGAUCCUCAAACUGUCACUGGUAAUGCUGAACAAGAGGCUGGAACCACCAAGUCUAAGAAGAAAAAGAAGAAGAAGAAGAAGAGCACGACCGGAGAGGCGAUUGAAGACGCUGAUGCAGCGGUCGCCGAUUCUGGCAUCAACAAUGCCCCGAGCGAACCAGUCACUUCCGUCGAACCCGAUACUCCUGCUGAGCCUGAUACUCCUGCUGAACCCAGUGCUUCUGCUGAAACCAAUGCUCCUGCUGAAUCCGAGAUUCCUGUCGAACCUGAAACUGCAGUUGAGCCUGAGACGCCUAUCGACACUACCGCCCUUGACGUGAAGGAAUCAAAUGUAUCCGAGGACAUUGCCCAACCACCAGAGAAGCUCGAGGAUGAUCCCCCUCCCAUGUCAGCCAAAGCGAGGAAGAAGGCAAAGAAAGAAAAGAGACGCCAGUCCAAAAUUCUAGCCGAUGCUGUGGAAUCUGCCGCGGAGCUGUCUCAAACAGCUGCUGCGGAAGAGACUCGUAAUUCGAGCGAGGUUCAACUUCCCAGCGAAACCAAGUCCGCGGAACCAUCGCUCGAAACGGCGCAUAUACCUGCUGAAGAUGACGGUAAAGACAAUCAGUCCCACGGCACCGAAAACCACGGCAAAACCGAUGAAGAUAUGAUUUGGACUGAUGACAUGGUAUCUCCGCAGGUAGAGCAAGAACGAGCGACUUCAUUCGCUUAUCCACCCCAACUCGAGCCUGAGAAAAGCGAAGGCGACCCGGUUUCCUUUCCCUCCGACGAAGGUCACAUACCCGCUGAGCUGGACGCCAAUGUGCCAAAUCAAAGUGGGCCGUCAAUAAUCAACGAACUGAAGGAAUCGGGUGAUGUACACGAGGUCUUCGUCAAAAAGCCUGCUGAAAGUAUGGAGAAGGCCAAUAACGGGACUGGGGCACCAUCAAUGCAGGCGGAAGGAAAAAUCAGUAGCGAGAGAAUUGAGCCUGAAGCUAUCGAUCAGGAGACAAUAGGGGAUACGGAGCAGCCACCGAUCGAGGAGGUUGGGGAGAAAGACGAAAUAACUGCCAAUGACGAACAGUCACUUGGUACGGAAGGGAGAAAGGGGUCAGUGAGCGACACUCCGGGUAUGGGUGCAGAAGCAUUCAUACAAACAUCGGAAACUAUGCAGGAAGCAGUGUCAACUGAAAAGGCACCUGAGAUGGCAUCUCCCACAACUGAUGCGCCAUCAAAGAAGAGAAGCAAAAAAGAGAAAAAGAAACAGCGCCAGGCACAACAGGCAGCCAACAUACAGGAAUCUGAGCAGAGUGCCGCAACACAGGACAAUGAGCUGGCGACGGAUACAGUCCCUCCUGACGACUUGCCAAAGCCCACAACAUCAAGCACAGAGCCUGUUCUGGUUCUAGAUGCACCACUUGAGCGGGCCGUGUCGCAAACGAAUGAGAAUGAGGCAGCAUCAUACGAUUCCGAGGCAAUUGCCACUGCUGAGGGUCAGGGAGACGAGAUGGACGUCCUGAACGGGCCCCCAGUUGAGUCUAAUCUCGAUGAUAACGUGCAACCACCAUAUCCUGCAACUACUAUGGAAUCUCCCAAGGGAAACACACCCGAGGAAUCUGCUAUUCUCGAGGCUGUUAUUCCGGAGUUUGCUGGGGCAGAAGCCUCAACCGAUACUUGGAAAAUGCCAAUCGAUCCCAUUGCCAAGAAGAAAAACAAGAAAAAGAAAAAGAAGGGUUCCGUUCAAGCAGAAGAGAAAUAUGAUCCACAGGAGGUAGUUGAAGUCCCUGUUCGGAGCGAAGCAGCCCCAGAAAAUCAGGUUUCCGCCUCACGGGAAAUGACAGAAACACCUUCUGAACAGGCUUACAAACCCGGAGAGUGCAAAGACGAAUUGCAUGCCAUGCGAAAUGAUGCUGUCCUAGAAGAAAAGCCUAGUGAGCCAGCUGCAGAGACUGAGCCCGCCACUUCGUAUGACGAGACUCUCGAGCAGACACCAGACGCUCUGGAACCACCAGCUAUGCUGUCAGAGCAAGCGUCUCAGGACAACGAGCUCAUGGGUGACAACAAUAUCAUCCCAUCUGCUGCCGAAGCAACAGCUGAGGUUUCGAGGGAAAAUGUUGAAGGGGACACACCUCCGGAGACGUCCACUACUCGCAAAGAAUCCAAGAAGAAAAAGAAGAAGGCAAAGAAACAGACAAAGGAAGAGCAGGAUGCCUUGACACUUACUCCAACUGAAGGGACAGCUGCCACGGAGAAAGGUGUAGACGAGUGGACAGACAUUCCUACUUCCGCUCAUAUUCCUGUUGAAGAGCCGAGCAAUAUCGUCGAAGAAAUGCGGGAGAAGGAAUGGGAAGGUCGCACUAUGCAAGAUGGUGAAAACGAGGAACGAUUUGAGACACCGCAGGUUGAGGAGGUAGCAGAGCUUACAGCAGAGGGAUCUAACCAACUCAAAGAGUUGCCGGGUGUAGAAAGUCAACAUAUGAUGUUCCAGCACGAACAUGAAGGAAAGGCCAGUGCAGGGUCAGCCACUGAAACGCUGGAAGAAAAGGGUGGCCCUGAGACUGUUGAAGAGUUGCCAGACAUACUUCCGGAACAGGCAGAUGUCACACUCCCCUUGGCAAAGAAGCUGUCGAAGAAAGAACGGAGGAAGGCUAAGCAGAAGGCCGAGGAGGAGUUUGUUGAGUCAGCACAACAACCGCAACCAGAAGUCGAAGCUAGUGCUGCUGAGGACCUGAACUUAGUCCAGGAGCAAGUCACUGAAUCAUCAGAUACACUGGCUGCUGCACAGCCGAAGGAAGAUGGAGUCCCUUCAAAAUCGCUCUCUCGGAAAGAAAAAAAGAAGAAGCGUAAGGGGAACCAAAGUCUUGACGACAAAGUUUCAGAAUCCAGGCCAUCCUACAAGCAGGACGGCAGUCCUUCAGCACAGAUGACCGGGACUCCGGCUUGGGAGCAACGCACACAAGAUGACGACUCUUGGCCUACAAUAGACUGGGAGAAGAGCCAGGUUGAUUCUACAGAACAAUCACCCGAUUCGUCUCCCGAGGCUCGUCCAAUUCCAUUCGAGCCAGGCAUUGCAGAGUUUGAUGAGUCUGCUACACCCGAAGGUGUGACCCGGCGUCUAAGUGUAUCAGCUGCAGCCAAAAAAGCAAGACAAGCCAGGGCAUCCCAACAUAAACCAGGCGAAAAGGGACAAGCUCCCUCUGAAACAACCGAUGGCAGCCCUGGGCAAGAAAUGGAGACGCGGAGCAUGCUUGAGGAAGGUGCCACUACUAUUGAGCCAGCGUCAGAGCAUACCGUACGCGAAAUGGGAAGCUCUGGUUUGGCGAAGCCAAGCACCGAAUCCCUUGGUGCAGAAGCACAUCAGCAAAGCAAGGUUGCUAGCAUCUUUCCUGAACUGGAGCGAGGAUUUUUCCGUCGACCUGCGCUAGUUGAGGCGUCCGGGUCAGCAAAAGAUGGGGCUGAGGAAGAGACUAUUGACAGGGAAGCGAAUCGCGACAGCGAGAAAGUCUUGGAAGCGCCCAUCGCUACCACGGCCGACUACCCUUCGUCGGCGCAGGGUGAUGUUAAACCUACGGAACAGGAUCAUUCAGAAGAGUCUACAUCAACAGAGCCUGAGCUGCAUCCUACACCUAUCGAGCCUGUGCUUGAGGUUGAAGCAGACCCCUCAUAUAACGUGUCUGUUCUUUCGGACGGGCCAAAUGAGGAACCCAGGCAAAUUGACAUACGGUGGGGGGAAGACAAGAAUAAAGAGACUCCCGAAGACAUUGAGGCUGAAGCAUCGGGACCCAAACUCUCCCCUCACGACGAGGCUCCUCUGUAUGCUCCGUUGCCCAUGCAUGAGCGACAAUCGGUACUUGUUCGAUCUUCACCCCGUAUCGAUACGGAAAUCGAGCAACAACCAUCACGGUCUAGCCCGACGUGUGAGCUACGGCGCAGCCCGUCCAUCCAUGGACGACAUAACCAUCCACCGCGGCCGUGGUCGUUGGAGGUUGAGCCAAGCACUCAAGCACGGACGCCCUCGCCACAGCCGCCACUCCUCAAAGGAUCACCCGGGGUGGAUCGGGAGACAGUGUCACCUCCGCGGACGCCAUUGCAAACGAUUGACGAGGAUGAGCCAAGAGGUCGAGCAGAGCGAUCCACUGGCGCAAGAACCGUGGGUCACGGACGCGGCACGCCCCGUCUGGAGAUGAAGCCCGAGCAUGUGCUUCCUCGUCCCGAAACCCCGGUCCGGAAGUUUACCGACAACGCGUUGGCACGUCAGACCUGGCCAACCCCGGACAAGGACACGCUGUUGUUGGAUGAGACGGCGGACGUGGAUGUCAAGAAGCGUAGUAGACCCGAGAGUCGAGUGGUAGACAGCGCUUGGGCGGCCGAGGUGCUCCGGACGCCGGAACAGGGCAUGCCGAUUCUGCGGCCGAGCAGCGUGCGAAGUGUGCAGAGCGUGCAGAGCGUGCAGAGCAUCCAGGAGCUCACACGGUCGCUGCGGCGCAGUUCUCGCAGCGCCAGCGGCGAUUUGCGGGCGGCGGCCAGUCAAGGGCAGUCGGGCGACGACCAAUCAGAGCGCAAGGCCCAGCCUCCCGCUUCUUCUGCGUCGGCGUCGGCGUCGGACCUCAACCUCGAGCGCAUCGCCUCUUCUUCCUCCUACGACCCCGUCACGGACAAGGGCAAGCGCCCCCUUCGAACCAUGACGGAUGUCUACGAGGGUUGGGGUGAGACGCCCAGCUCGCCCCGGUCGCCUAGCCGACCGCCCAGCAUCCGCCACCGUCGAAGCAUGCAACAUCUACAAGAACUCGAGAAUCGUCUCGACCGACUCAUCUCCGAAAAUCGCCUUCUGGUAGCGGCCCGAGAUGAAGCGGAAGAUAAACUCCGGAACGUCAGCGUCGCUCGACGCAAGAGCGACCAUGCACUUAACAACCGCGACGCCGAUUUGCGUGACAGAGCCGCCGAGGUUGAACAAUUGAAGAGCUCGCUGGAGUGGUUCCAGAAAGAAGUGGCCCGGCUGACGGAAGAGAACGAGGGGUUGGCAAACACAAGCUCUCACCUCACUGCCACCCACGCGCAGGAGGUUCAGGUGAUGCAGGACACGUUCAGUCGUCAAGUCGACGAAAUGCGCUCGGAGAACCAACAGCUGUCGGCGGAAAUGCACGAUCGAGUGCGACAAGAGGUGGAUACGGCGUUGGCACAAAAGGAUAUGGAACUACGACGGCUGCGGGAGGACCUGGAGACUGCCCGCGACAAGGUGAAACAGCUACAACAACAGAUCGCAGCGGCCAUGCAAGACGACGUCCUUGUCUUCCGCGACGAGGACUACUUUGACGCUGCGUGCCAGAAAUUAUGUGGUCAUGUGCAGCAAUGGGUCCUCCGUUUCUCCAAGCAUUCCGAUCAUCGUCGCUGCCGCAAGCUCGGCGACCUACAAGAUGAAAAGAUCGCCGACCGGUUCGACAAUGCCAUCCUGGAUGGUUCCGAUGCAGAUACCUACCUCGCCGACCGGGUUCGUCGCCGGGAUGUGUUCAUGUCUGUUGUCAUGACAAUGGUGUGGGAAUUUAUCUUCACCCGAUAUCUGUUCGGCAUGGAUCGCGAGCAACGACAGAAGCUCAAGUCUCUGGAGAAACAACUGGCCGACAUUGGCCCGCGCAGCGCUAUCCAUCGGUGGCGAGCCACUACCCUGACUCUGCUCUCGAAGCGGCCCACUUUCUUGAAGCAGCGUGAGAGCGACACCGAAGCUGUGGCUCUGGAGAUCUUCGACACCCUGUCGCGUCUCCUCCCGCCACCGACCAAUGUCGAGGCCCAGCUUCUAGACUCCCUCCGCAAGGUGCUCCGGGUCGCGGUCCACCUGUCUAUCGAGAUGCGUACGCAGCUAGCGGAAUACAUUAUGCUGCCGCCACUGCAGCCCGAAUAUGACACUAACGGGGAUCUUGCCCGGCAGGUCUACUUCAACGCCUCCUUGAUGAAUGAGCGCAGCGGUGAAACGAUCUCGAAUGACGUGCUGGAAUCGCAGCAGGCGGUGGUACGGGUUGUUCUGUUCCCGCUGGUGGUAAAGAAGGGCAAUGACCGGGGCGAAGGCGACGACGAGGUGGUAGUCUGCCCGGCGCAAGUGCUCAUUGCCCGGCCCAACAAGGACAAGAAGGUGGUCAAGAUGCUCAGUGGUGAUCGCAUGUCCCUGGAUACGUCGAGAUCGGUUCACAGCAUCGCCCCGUCCUCGACCAUGGACAUGAGCAAUGUGAUUUGA
Molecule: messenger RNA, 18756 nt
Organism: Aspergillus sclerotioniger CBS 115572
Lineage: Eukaryota; Fungi; Ascomycota; Eurotiomycetes; Eurotiales; Aspergillaceae
Gene: lah
Product: involucrin repeat protein
Exons: 4
Coding region: 1-18756 (6251 amino acids)
Source: RefSeq, a predicted model, not a curated record